AAUAAUUAUGCAUUAAGGAUAGAGAUUAAAAGAAGCUACUGAAGGAUAGAUAGUAUAAGCUGGAAAUAAAAUUGGAGGUGCUUUUAAAAUAGGAAAGCCUGUAUAUUAAGAGAAGAGAUUGAAAUUGUUUAAUGAAAUAUAUCAACGCUAAAAGGCAGAACAAGAAGCUAAAGAGAAGACCCCAAUCACAAUAACUCUAAAGGAUGGAAAGAAAAUAGAAGGUUUGUAUAUUUAAAUAUAUAUAAAUAGGUAAAAAGUGGGUUACUACUCCAUUAAUGAUUGCUGUAGGAAUAAGUAAAAAAUUGGCUGAAAACAUGGUGGCUGCAAAAGUGGUGUAUGAUAGUAUAUUUGAGAAAAGUAUGAAUAUAUAUAUAUGAUGAAAUAGAUUUCGUUGAUGUAGAUCAUGAAGAUUAAUAAUAAUCAGCAUCUUCAUUAAAUUUGAAGCCAGAUUACUUGAUUUGGGAUUUGAGUAGACCAUUGGAAGGUGAUUGUUAAUUAGAAUUGUUAAGUUUCGAUGAUAAUAAUGGAAAGGAAGUAUUUUGGCACUCAUCUGCUCACAUUUUGGGAUCAGCAUUGGAAGAAGUUUAUGGAUGUCAUUUAUGUAUUGGUCCUGCAAUAGAUGGUGGAUUCUUCUAUGAUAGUUAUAUAGGAGAUUACAAGGUUACUUAGAAUGAUUAUGUGAAAAUAGAAAAGGCAGCUAUGGAUUUAGUAGGAUAGAAAUAAGAAUUUUAAAGAGCUGUCUUAACCAAAGAUGAAUGGUAAAAUUGAUAUAUAAUAAAUAUUAAAGUUUAGAAUUGUUUGGUACUAAUCCAUUUAAGAGAUAAUUGAUAACUAAUAAGAUUCCUGAUGGUGCUAUGACUACUGCUUAUAGAUGUGGUAAUUUGAUUGAUUUAUGUACUGGUCCUCAUUUACCUAAUACUAGCUAUGUUAAGGCAUUUUAAGUAACUAAGAACUCAGCUGCUUAUUGGUUGGGUAAGAAUACUAAUGAUGAUUUGUAAAGAGUUUAUGGUGUUUCCUUCCCUAGUAAAAAAUUAUUAGAUGAAUAUGUCAAAAUUUAAAAAGAAUUAGCUUUAAGAGAUCACAGAAAUGUUGGAAAGAAGUAGAAUUUAUAUCUAUUUCAUCAAUUAUCCCCUGGAUCAGCCUUCUUUUAUCCCAGUGGUGCUCAUAUUUAUAACACUCUUAUGAACUUUUUAAGAAGAUAAUAUUAUAUAAGAGGAUAUUAAGAAGUUAUUUCACCUAAUAUUUUCAAUGCUCAACUCUGGAAAAUAAGUGGUCAUUAUGAUAAAUAUAAGGAGAAUUUGUUCUUCAUUAAUAUGGGAGAAGAAGGAGAAUAUGGAUUAAAACCGAUGAAUUGUCCAGGACAUUGUUUAAUGUUUGAUAUGAUUCAACACAGUUAUAGAGAUUUACCUGUUAGAUUUGCGGAUUUUGGUGUCUUACAUAGAAAUGAGGUACAUGGUGCUUUAAGUGGAUUGACUAGAGUUAGACGUUUCUAAUAAGAUGAUGCACAUAUUUUCUGUAGAAUGGAUCAAAUUUAGGAAGAAAUCAAAAGUUGUCUUGACUUUUUAAGUUAUAUAUAUUCACUCUUUGGAUUUGAAUUCAAAUUAUAUUUAAGUACUCGUCCUGAGAAAUUCUUGGGAACAAAAGAAGUUUGGGAUAAUGCAGAAUAUUAAUUAGAAUAAGGAUUAAAGAAAUUUGGAAAAAGUUUUGAAGUAAAUCCUGGAGAUGGUGCUUUUUAUGGACCUAAAAUUGAUGUCAAAUUAUAUGAUGCUUAUAAGAGAGAACAUUAAUGUGGUACUAUCUAAUUAGAUUUUAAUUUACCUGAAAGAUUUAAUUUAUAAUAUAGAGCAAGUGAAGAUGUUUAAGAAGUAUAAAAAGAUAAAGAAUAAGUUCAUAAUGAAUAAGUUUAGGUAGCCUAAGAAAUUAUAGAUGUUGUUCGAAAGGCAUCUCAUCAUUCAGACCCUGACAUCAUAUCUACUCCUCCUUAACAUCCACAAUAAUAGCCUGUUGAGAUUCCACCUAUAGAUAAUGCUGCAUAAGAUAAAAAUUUUAAAAAAUAAAAAAAGUAAUAAAAUUAACAAUAAUAAUAAUAAUAAUAAUAAUAAUAACAAUAAAAAUUACCUAAUAAAACAAAAUUAUCUGAGGAGAUAUUUGAAUCUGGUUCAAGCCAAGGAUUAUCGCAACAUGAAUUACACAAAGUUUUACAUGGUAUUUAUUCAAUCAUACUUCUUAGAAAAAAAAUAUGAAUUAGGAUAUCAUCAUUUGAAGGCAGGUUUUGCAAGACCAGUAAUAGUUCAUAGAGCUAUUUUGGGAUCUUUAGAAAGAAUGAUUGCUGUUUUGACUGAAUAAUGCGGAGGAAAGUGGCCAUUUUGGUUAUCUCCUAAAUAAUUAGUCUUAUGUCCAGUCUCUGCUUAUUAUAAGGAUGUUGCAGAAAAGAUAUCUGCUAGACUUAGACUUGAAGGAUAUACUGUUGCUACUGAUGAAUCAGAUUAAACUCUAGCCAAAAAGGUUCGUAAUGCUUAAAUUUCAUAUUAUAACUUUGUUGGAGUUAUUGGAGAAGAAGAAGUACGUGCAGGUGUUAUUGAUGUCAGAGAUUGUGAAAAAAAUACCAGAAUCGUAAUAAUUUAUUAUUUAUAUCAUUCUAGGGUAAAUUAACUAUUCCAUAAUUGUGCAAAUUCUUUGACUCCUUAAAACCACCUAAAUCUAAUGUAGAAAUUGAUAUACAUGAACAUGAUGAUUCUCAUUUAAAGUUGAAUGAAGAAUUAUAAGAAAAAAUGUUUUUACAUGGAGAUGGUUUUGCUGUUGGAUAAAGAGAUUUUGAUGAAUUUGCUAAAAUUAAAGAUAUUGAUCCUGCUCUUUAGAAUUUGGUUAGAUGGCAUAAAUAUAUGAGUCAUUUAGCUAAAAAAGAUUAAGCACCAGAAUAAGUUCAAUAAGAGGAAUAAGUAGAAUAAAAAGAAAAAUAAGAAUGAAA
Molecule: messenger RNA, 2968 nt
Organism: Paramecium sonneborni
Lineage: Eukaryota; Ciliophora; Oligohymenophorea; Peniculida; Parameciidae
Source: the annotation of a GenBank genome assembly